Messenger RNA from Cinclus cinclus, 610 nucleotides. It is a transcript of the gene ZNRD2, whose product is annotated as zinc ribbon domain containing 2. The transcript is spliced from 4 exons. Lineage: Eukaryota; Metazoa; Chordata; Aves; Passeriformes; Cinclidae. The record is from RefSeq and is a predicted model, not a curated record. Bases 18 to 533 code for a protein of 171 amino acids.
CCGUCUCCGGAGCGACCAUGGCGCUGAACGGUGGCGCGGACGAGGUCGAGGCGCGGCGGGAGCGGCUGGACCGGGCGAGCCGGGCCAUGGGGGGGCUUCUGCUCCGGGGGUACCGAAUGUUGGGGAGCUCCUGCCCCCAAUGCGGGACGAUUCUGCUGCAGGACAAGGAGCAGCGGCUGCUCUGUGUGACCUGCCAGGACCCCGAGGGGCCCCGGGGGGGACACGCUCCUCCCCCCUCGCCCUCCCCCGCCGCCCCCCGGCCCGAGCACUGCGAGGGGGCGGCCGCAGCUUUUCGGGGAGCUCCCCCCGGUCCCCCCGAGCCCCCCGGUGCUGGCGGGGGGGGCGCGGUGGGGGCGGCGCGGGCGGCGGUGCUGCAGAAGCUGCUCUGGGCCGCUCAGGAGCUGCCAAAAACGGCGUCGGCCGAGGGCAGUGCCCAGCUGUGCCAGCUGGUGCGGGCCUGCGCCGAUGCCCUGGGGGGGCUGCAGGCCCUGGACCCCCCCCGCGGGGCCGCAGAGCCCCCCCCGACAUCGUGAGAGUCCCCCCAAAAAUCUCCUCUGGAUCCCCUCCCCCCUCCCGGAGCGCCAUAAAUGCUGCCCGUGGUGACCACCCC